AUGAGACGAACGCUGGAAGCUCUCCAAAACCCCGGUGUUCAAAUGGUCUGUCAAUCUAGAAUAUGCAGACGUUCUCGUCUUCGAAUAGAAGAAGGAGACACAGGCUGUUCACAUCAGUCGGGUGAGAAGAACUCGUCUCAUGAAGCCAGUGUUAUGUCGACCCUGGUUCAACCCGCUGAAGUAGUUCUCUCGGAAUUUCGUAGUCGUAGCGCCCAUAUGGUGAACUUGCUCCUGUUGCUACUGGCCGCGAAAUUUGGCAUGCUACAAACUUCCAAUGAACUGAUUCAAGCGAUUUUCCGUGGGAACUACGAUGAUUGUGUCCGACUUUUGGAUCCUGAAUCCGCCAACUACCAGGAGGGUGCACGAGUAAAUACCAAAGAUGCGCGCUGGCUGACUGCGCUUCAUCGAGCAUGUGCAUGCAAUGCAGUUGAUGUAGUGAAGGUCGUGGAGGUGUUACAUCAGUUUGGUGCCGAGGUGAACUGUCGGGACAAGGAUCAAUACACCCCAUUGCAUGCUGCCGCCGCCCUCGGCUGCGUGAACACUGUGAAAGCUCUGAUCGAGCUGGGAGCUGAAAUGCUGCCUACUACUGCCCAGGGAAAUACGCCUCUCCAUAUUGCUUGCUUGAACGGUCGAGAAGAAGUUGUGGAGCUACUUUUAGAAGCCAUAGCCAAUGCCGCAUUACAACCAGCUUCCAAAUGUUCACCUUCUAUGGACGCACCUUCGAGUGAUUCGAGCCCAGUUUCCCAGGAGACUCCGACUCAGGAUCCCGGUUUCGAAGCCACUUUGGCGGCAGUGAAUAUGAUCAGCGAACCUGGUCAUUUCACACCCAUCCAUCUAGCUGUUACGUCUACAGGUGGUGCGUAUUGCUUACGUUUGCUGCUGAACGCAGCGACGCCUCGCAUCACGCUGGCCUCAGCCAGCAAUGGCAACUCUUUGUUAGCUACUUCAACCCAAUCAUCUCGAAGAUCGCGCUGUCUGGCUGGUCUCGAAAUACCGGGUGGAGAGGAUGGGAGCCACCCCCUUCAUAUGGCUGCCUUGCACGGAAGAUUCGACCGUGCAGAAUUAUUGUUGAAUCACGGUGCUGUCGUUGACGCCCGAGAUCGCUGGGGUAAUACGGCCCUCCACAUUGCAGCCGAUCGUGGUCAUGAACUGUUCAUUCUUAGUAUGAUUCGGGCCGGUUGCAGGUGGGAUGUCCGCGGUCACGGAGGAGCAACUGCUCUACACCGUGCAGCUCUUUCUGGUUUCCAGGCCUGUCUCUUCAGAUUGAUUGCGGCGGCUCUUACGGAUUUAGUGGGCGAGGAUAAAGUCAAUUCAAUAUUGAAUGACUCCAGGGACAUUCAUAAGUCUCGUGAACAACUAGACAUUGUGGAUGUGAGUCGCUUCGGCGAUUCCCCCGAAAUUAUUGCACGUCUGGCAGAAAUAAUGCAGCUGAAAGAUUCUUAUGGCCGCACGUUAGUUCAUGCAGCAGCUUUGGGGGCUAACAUGGACUGUGUGAAGUUGGUUCUAUUAUCUGGCGGGGAUCCGUUUGCGAUCGAUCAAUACGGUCGUACCCCAUUGCACUACGCGGUGGCUUCAUGUGCUUUUGCGGUUCGCCCUCCCAUGUCCGGAUCCCCAUUAUCACCCGGAGUCACUAGUCUAUCUCCGGGGUCUUCUUUAUCUCCGAUUGCAUCACCACUCAAUAGCGCUCCGUGGUACUAUCGCGCCAACGCGAUCGCCGAUGCUGUUUCAGCAUCGUUGGUGUUCCUCAAACUCGGUGCUAAAGCAGAUGUGCAGGACAAUAGCGGUUGCACUCCCCUGCACCUCGCAAGCGCGUAUGAUACGACCGGUCAGUUAGUCAAACACUUGCUCUCCCCGCUAGCUGGAAUUUUCGCCCUGGCGUCUUGGCCACCUGCCUCAGAGGAUCUUGCUGGGGAAGAAUUUUCCGGCCGUGUUGUGGAUAGUACGACUACUUGUGGCUUAAGUUCAGGCGAGAUUGAAUUGAUAAUGAUCAAAAACAACAACAUCAGUGUUGACACUGAUGCUUCACCGCCGUACAACCAUAAGAUGCUGCUAGAUGCUUGGACUCGGUCCAAAGUGUACGAGACACGGAAAGGUGAACCAACUCACACGCAGUGCGACCUAUCUAGAAAACAUGGAAUUGCUGUGCUGGAUCGCUACGAGUCUAGAGCCCUUCCCCCAGGACGUGUUGUUGACUCUGGUGGACAUACCUGUUUACAUUUGGCUGCCAAUGCAGGUCAUUCACAUAUCUGCCGUCUCCUGCUCAAUAGCCGAAACGUGACGGGGACUCUGCUGCGCGCAAAGGACUCUGUUUACCGGUGGCAUGCUUUGCAUCAUGCUGCCGCUCAGGGUCACGCAGAUGUGGUGUCUUUGUUGCUCGAAUACGCUGAUUCCAGUUCAGAUUGGGUAUCCGUUGGCCCCACGGAUUUUCUCUAUGAAGUAGACGAGCAUGGACGUACGGCAUUAAUGCUUGCCGCCCAAAACAAUCAUCCCGGCGUCAUUCGCAUUCUUUUGUCCUCUCCAAACUCCCGAUCAUGCAGUCACUCAAGGAGCAACGUCCAGGCUUCAGAAGAGCCACCUACGAAUUGCGAGGUUAAUGCUGUUGACGUCUACGGUCGGACUGCAUUACACCGUGCUGUGGCCAAUGGUCACGCUGAAUGCGUCACAUUGCUUCUUUCGCAUGGUGCUGAUCCAACUAUCCGGGAUUUCCGUCAACGGCAAGUGUUGCAUAUGGCUGUUACUGGUGGCAAGGUUACUACCUUAUCGCUGAUGUUGAAACAUCUUAUACAACAGGGGAAAAAGCAGGGAGAAGGUCCCACCAGUCAGGCUGCACGUGACCUACUAUGCCCCCUUGAUCAAUACGGUUUCAGUCCGUUGCACUUUGCCGCCUAUCGUGGGCACCUGGACUGCGUUCAGGCAUUGCUCAACGUUGCCUGUUACGAACGGCUUCGACUUGAAUGUUUAGAAGAAGUCAUGCGGCAGAUGCUGGAUGACCUUGCUCUCUGCAGCCCCGGUAGCAUGACUCACGGCGGUAUUUUGGAUUCCUUGCCUAUCGACAAACUCAGUCCCGAUAAGUUGUUGCGUUUAGCAUCCUUCGUUGGUGGCACAGACAAUGUGGGUCACACCGCCCUCAUGGUAGCCGCAAAUGUGGGCGCGACCAGUUGCGUAGAGAUGUUACUUUCAGUCCAUGGAAGCCUGAGAUCCAAACUGGCGAAUAUUUUGCCACCACAGUCAUCAGACACUGAGGGCGUGAAUCGGGAAUCGGAAAAACUGUCCCAUAUUCUUUCCCCUGGCUACAGGGAUAAGGACGGUCGGACGGCGCUGCAUCAUGCUUGUUCUGCUCCAGAUGACAGUGCUGGUUUGGCUAUCCUGGAUCGAAUUGAAGACGAAAGUGUAAUAAUCCAACCAGAUGGAUCUCAACGUACUGCGCUUCAUCUCACGAUAGCCUCUGGCCUCGUCAAUCUUACUGAGGCCCUGAUCAGCCGCGGGGCCGAUUUCUACUCCCAGGAUACAGAAGGACGCAUUCCUGUGCUGGCAGCUGCGUCCUCUAUCCGGGUUGCUAAUUGUCUUCUGAUUAGCUUGGCUGCCAUGUUUCCCCCGAUCGGUGGUCCAGUUCCAGAAAAUCCUUUCGUUCGUGCUAGUGGCUCUUUGUUAUCCAGCAAUAAACUAUCGAGAAAAAGCAGUUGUCAUACAGAUGAUGGGCGAGACACACACCGUAAUAUCUUGAUGAGUACACCCAUAGCCGAUCAAGCAAACACGUUGCCUAAUGAGGUGAUCGAAGGUGACUCGUCCAGCAGUACCCCGCCCCUUCAGGGACCGUCACCAUAUCCAGGUUCGGAAUCGGAUUUCUUUUGA
Messenger RNA from Opisthorchis viverrini, 3852 nucleotides. RefSeq lists its product as hypothetical. The record is from RefSeq and is a predicted model, not a curated record. The transcript has 18 exons. Gene Ontology annotation, molecular function: protein binding. The coding region runs from base 1 to 3852 and encodes 1283 amino acids. Lineage: Eukaryota; Metazoa; Platyhelminthes; Trematoda; Opisthorchiida; Opisthorchiidae.